Messenger RNA from Phaeoacremonium minimum UCRPA7, 552 nucleotides. Its product is annotated as putative short chain oxidoreductase protein. NCBI's taxonomy places the organism in Eukaryota, Fungi, Ascomycota, Sordariomycetes, Togniniales, Togniniaceae. The coding region runs from base 1 to 552 and encodes 183 amino acids. The transcript has 3 exons. The record is from RefSeq and is a predicted model, not a curated record.
AUGGAAUCUGCCGUUCGUAUAUAUGGCCAGAUCGAUAUCCUUGUCAACAACGCAGCUUAUGCCGCUCUUGGUGUUAUGGAAGGCUUCUCAGACACGGAUAUUGUCACGCAGUAUAAGACGAAUGUUUUUGGUCCACUGUACGUUAUCCAGGGUGUGUUGCCAAAGUCCCUCUCUGAGGAGACAUCUGAAUUUGGUAUCAAGUGGCUUUUGCCCGAAUUCGGUGCCUUCAGGACAAACUUUUUGGGCAAAGACGCUUUCGCUUCUCCCACGAAAGGCAUUCCCUCCGGAUAUGAAGGGUCUAUCGGAGAAAAGCAUUUCAACAACCUCAGCCAGUGGGAUAGAAAGCAGCCAGGUGACCCCAUCAAAGGCAUCGAGCGACUAUUUGAGGUCAUUACUGGAGCAGAAAAUGCCGCGGAGGUGAAGAAUAAGGUUCUUCGAGUGAUGAUUGGUGGUGAUGCGGUUGAUGUGGUCACCAAGAAGAUUGAGAGUCUUAAGCAUGAUUUAGAGUUGUCUAAGAAGCUGGAGGAUGCUCAAAGUACAGUUGCAGAAUGA